CAACGAGGAAAAAAAUAGUAAAGAAACGGGAGCGAGCACAUCCAUCUCUCCUCCUCCCCAUUUCUUAUCUAUCCUGAUCCAAAUCCUCCUCUCUUCUUAUAUCCUCCUCCAGGAAAAUAAUUCCCCACCGCAUCUCGUCCUGCUCCUCCGCCGCCGCGUCGUCGCCAUGGCCACCGAGGAUGCCCCCAAGCCGUCCCCGCUCCCGCCCUACCCUGAGAUGAUACUGGCGGCGAUCGAGGCGCUGAACGACAAGAACGGGUCGAACAAGUCGGCGAUCUCCAAGUUCAUCGAGGGCAAGCACGGCGACCUGCCGCCGGCUCACGCGUCGCUGCUGACCGCGCACCUGGCGCGCAUGAAGGAGACCGGCGAGCUCAUCUUCCUGAAGAACAACUAUUUCCGCGCCGAUGCCCCCGACGCGCCGCCCAAGCGCGGCCGCGGCCGCCCGCCCAAGCCCCGGGACCCCAACGCGCCGCCGCCGCCGCCCAAGCCGUCCUCCCCGCGGCCCCGCGGCCGCCCGCCCAAGUCCAAGUCCGUGGACCCUCUCGAGGCCGCCGUCGCCCAGGCCACCGCCGGCAUGCCCAAGGCCCGCGGCCGCCCGCCCAAGAAGGCCAAGGCCAGCCCCGCCCCCGCCCCCGCCGGCGACGGCACCGCCCCCGUCAAGCGCGGCCGCGGCAGGCCCCCCAAGGUACGCCCCGCCGUGCCCAGCGAGACGGCGGCGGCUUGACGGUGCCCCGUCCGUCCAUCGUGAGGGGUUAGGCGUAGCAACGAUUCGUUUCGAUCUGGUCCAUGGUGUGCUCCGCUUCACCGGGUGCUGUUAAAAUUAAUCGCUUAGGCCUCCCUUCGGUUCCUUCCUCUAAUUGUUGCCGCCACCGCUGUUAAUCUAGUCGUCGCUUAAUGAAUUCGUGGAGUGAUUAGGAGGAUUUGAUGUGCCGUGUUGUUCACUGUAUCGUGCUGUUGUAUUGCUGCUGCUGGUGUUGUAAGCCAAGCUAGGGAGCUGCUGCUGAGUUAAUUAAUUAAGCUAAUUGGAUGUGUACAAUUAAUUAGUGGAUGGUGAUGGUGAUUUAAGGGCUUGCAAGUGCCCCCUAGUUUGACUCCA
Messenger RNA from Phragmites australis (common reed), 1096 nucleotides. Its product is annotated as HMG-Y-related protein A-like. The record is from RefSeq and is a predicted model, not a curated record. The transcript is spliced from 2 exons. Gene Ontology annotation, biological process: regulation of DNA-templated transcription; nucleosome assembly; negative regulation of DNA recombination. NCBI's taxonomy places the organism in Eukaryota, Viridiplantae, Streptophyta, Magnoliopsida, Poales, Poaceae. Bases 167 to 724 code for a protein of 185 amino acids. Gene Ontology annotation, cellular component: nucleus; nucleolus; chromatin. Gene Ontology annotation, molecular function: nucleosomal DNA binding; double-stranded DNA binding.